UCAGGUAUACCCCUAUGUAACAGUGAAAAGAUCUAUAUUCAACAUGGCUGCGAGUAGUAACAAAUAGACUUUUUUCUUGAAGUUGAUAACUUUUUGGGCAAAGAAUUCUUGUGUGACAGCAUUAACGUCCUUCUGUGUUAUGUAGAACAUAUCUUAUGGAUUUCCCUGUAUGAUCAAUCACUUAAGCCAAGAUGAGUGGAUCAUCAGACCAUGAGUCUACCUCAGACCCAGGGACCAGCAGCUCCUCCAGCGGCACCAGUACUCCCAGUCUGGAUCAGGAGGACUCCAACCCACCCCCUACAGCUACUGGUCUGGACAUCACCAAGGAAGAGGAGAAACUCAACCAGAACAGUUUAGAACAACUAGACCCCAACAGGAAAACACCUGACUUAGAACAGGAACACGAACAUGUGCUGCUGAGAAAGGCGACACACAAACUCUCUGAGAAGAAGAGAAGAAAAGCAAUUAACAAAAGAUAUGAUGACCUGAAGAGCUUGUUACCAGGCAUGAAGGGACUGACACACAGCAAGCAAGUCAUAUUGAAGAAAGCUUUCCACUAUGUCGAGAGCCUGAAGGCUGACAGCCGACUGAAUCAGGGAGUGAUAAGAGAGUUGGCCAUUGAGAGGGAGAGGAACAUCUCACUAGAGGCAGAACACAAACAUUGUCAGGAGAAACUACAACUUCUCAGACAACAGAAAGGUUUGCCUCCCCUAACGCCUGAGGAACUACAAGGGGUCAUGACAGGUGCCAUCUCAUAAUUAUCUCACACAGGGAGACUUUCAGCUAAACCCAUUCAGAGCCUCUAUUAUAUAAAUAUGAAAGAUAUCACUUGGCCUGUUACAUAUAUAAGUCAUCCUGAAGACAGCAAAAACUCUAACCUGUAUUGUCCCUUCACUUUCUGGAAUGUUAGCUUGUGAAUUUGAAAGGUUAUGAUCUCAAACAACAAUUACUGUUCUUUAUUAAUCAUUACAUUUUUAUGUGGUUUGUAUCAAAUUUGCUUCAACACCACCAAGUUGAUUCUUAAGUACUAUAUAUCUAUGUCCUAAUCUAUGUCUGAGAUAUUUUUUAAAGAAAUUGUACCACAAAGAAUUAUACUACACAAAUAUUUGUAUUUCAAGCUACAAACAGAUGGUGACAUUCAGUUACAAGCAGUGCACAUGCUUGAGCAAUGUGACUGCUUUUCUGUAACAAGGGAGUCUCUUGAUUGUUAGAAUAUUGGCCAGAGAUAUCAAAGUCUGUUCAUAACUUACCUUAUUAAGUUAUAAGAAGCUGCCACAGUCAGCUGUUACAAAAGUGUUGUUGUUUUCUAUAAUUCAUAGUUCUGACAAUUAUACAUGUAUUUUCAAUUUCAUUCAGACAUAUUGAAACAUGAUUGUCUCAUAUAUUGUGAAUUUGCAGUGUAACAAACCUAUGAUAAUUCACUCUACUGCACAGUAACAAUUGUAUGAAUUGCUAGUAUUAAAACAAAGCAGUAGCUCUAUGUCCAGUUUUACAAUGCUCUGAAUAUCAACUUGUAUCUUAUAAUAAAAAGUCUGUAUUUUGAAACAAAUAUCACUGGUAUGGUGAGAUAAGAUGCAGUACGUAAAUAUACUUUUAAGGAUUUGGAAAAUAACUGAUUGUAAUGUUAUGUGUAGCUGGAUAUCUGUAAUAAGGAAUCAUUGGUGCCAAAGUAGUCAAGGUCUCUGAGACCUUUAUUCAUUCAUACAUAGACUACUUCCUUUGAUGUAUUUUACCAUUGCCUAAUGCAAUCAUGAAUAUGAACUUGCAACUUAACUCAGUUGAAGUGAUGCAACAUAAGGCUCCUCUGUCCUGCCCCCACAUUGGGAGAAGCAUGCUGAGACUUAUACGUUUGCCAUCCAUCCAAAUUGUAUAUAGAAAUUUAAUGGCAGGAUUGCAAAUAUUUGCUGUUUAUUUGAAAGGAAAUUGCCCUUGACUUGUUUUACAAAUGUAAAGGAAUGUUUGGUUAAUCCGAUGAAAGUUGAUGAUAUUGAAGAUUUCUUCCUUGAAAUUAAGUGUAUUUCAUUUGUACAAGUUCAGGGUUGCAGUCUGGAAAUAACAUAGCAAAAUGACACCUCAACAACCAGUUGAGUCAUAUUAAUGAAAUGCAUUUAUAGAUAACAGCUUAUUUGUUGUUGACCACCAUUUUCUACUAUUUUCUAAUGAAGGAGCCUUUUGUAUAUUUGUUAUCGACAAUCAGCCAGCAAUAUGUCGAAGGUAAUUUGACUGUAAUUGUUUUAUUCCUGUUUAAUUGUGAAUAAAUAUCAAGAUGACAUACUGUAUGAUGUAAGACACAAACUAUUGAGUUGUACUUUUAGCUAGCGCUAACAAAUGCAAGCAUUCCUUUGCUCAAAAUAUUACAGUUGUAUUCAUAAUUCACACUAUAUUUUGUGGUUUUUGUGUUUGGCAAUGUACAUGUAUAUACAUUUAUUGUAAGCUAUGGAUACAGUACACACAUUUGAUUGAUUAAAUAAACAUGACUUAUUUUCACUUAA
Molecule: messenger RNA, 2492 nt
Organism: Branchiostoma floridae (Florida lancelet)
Lineage: Eukaryota; Metazoa; Chordata; Leptocardii; Amphioxiformes; Branchiostomatidae
Product: transcription factor NAI1-like
Exons: 4
Coding region: 192-758 (188 amino acids)
Biological process (GO): positive regulation of transcription by RNA polymerase II
Cellular component (GO): RNA polymerase II transcription regulator complex
Molecular function (GO): DNA-binding transcription factor activity; protein dimerization activity
Source: RefSeq, a predicted model, not a curated record